CAGCUGUGAUUGCCAGUAUCCUUAUCCAGACAGUGUGUAAUUGUCAUCAGUAGUGUUGUGCUUUAACCUUAUCUGGUGAGAGUUGAAAUACUUUGAAAAAUAUAGUUUAAAACAUGGCUGAUGUUGGGCUUGAACCUGGAUGUGAGUCCAGCAGACUGCAGGCUUUCCUAAAGUCUGGACAACAGUCAGGAAAUCUCAUGUAUUGUACCCUUAGGGAGGCCCAGAUUUUCUGUGAUGCAUUUCUGGUGUCUUCUGAUGGACAUGGAUUUGGAGUUCACAGGGCAUUUUUGGCUCAGAAAAGCAUGGUGAUGAUGAGACUCUUCAGUGAGAGAAACAACAAUGAAAACCAAGUCUACAAGAUUGAUUCUACUGCAGCAGUUCUUGAGAUAGUGCUGAAAUGUGCUUAUGGGAAAGCAGAAGUGCUGUCUCUAUUAGGGGCCCAGGAGGCUUUUGAUGUCUUGAAUGUUGCCCAACAAUAUGGCUUUAAAGUCAUAGAAAAAUCUUGCUGCAAGGUGCUGCAGAAUAGGAUCACCUUGCAGAACUGUUUGCACACCAUGGGGACUGCGACUGCUUUGGGAAAGAGGGAACUGAAAGAGGCUGCUGAGACCUUUGUUCUGAGGAACUUUGAUCAGUUGUACACCAACAGCCCAGAAUUCCUUGAAUUGCCUUUCAAGGAAUUUGAAGCUUUGUUGAUGAACAAGAAGCUGUUUGUCCCAGAAGAGGCCAUGCUCCUGGAUGCUAUGGCUCAUUGGAUGCUGCAUGAUCCACUCAGAGCAAGGUAUUCAUCAAACCUUCUCAGCCUGGUGAAGUUUUGGUGGCACAAGCAGACCACCAGGGGUGAAAGGCACAGAGUCAAGGAGAUUGUACUCAAGUACCCAAGGUUGUGGCAAUGGACUGACUGGGCUGCAGCUGCUUGUGAAGGUCCCCCAGGAUUCAUCCCUUCACCAAACACCUUUCCUGAUGGCACCAGGGUCCCAAGGACAGUAAUAGUGGCCAUUGGUGGCUGGGGAGAUGGUGCACCCACAAAUACUGCAGAAGUGUUUGACUACCUCAACAACUCCUGGAAGGUGGACAAGAGGUUUGCACUUGAAGAAAGGCGCGCAUACCAUGCAUGUCUUGUCAAGGACAAGAAGGUGUAUGUCUAUGGUGGCUUUGAUGGCUCAAACUUUCUCUCCAGCCUCCAUGUCCUUGAUCUUGAUGACAUUGAAGCUGGAUGGGUGGAGAAGACUGGGAUGCACCAUCAGAGGUGCUACAUUGCUGGUUGUAUUUUUCAAGACCAACUAUAUGCCAUUGGUGGGCUUGAUGGUCUGGUCAGGAUUGCCACUGUUGAAAGGUUCAAUGAAGAAUUGAACCAAUGGGAGAUGAUGCCAGACUUGUGCAAGGCAAGAAGUGAUGCCUCUGCUUGUGACCACAAAGGCAAUCUUUAUGUGGCUGGAGGCUUUGAUGGACACAUGGUGCUGCACUCUGUGGAAGUAUUUAAUCCUGAUACAAAGACCUGGAAACUGAUCCAACCUUACAUGUCUUCAGCAAGGUCUGGCCUCAGCAUUGUGAGCUACUCUGGCAGACUAUUUGUCCUUGGUGGCUUUGAUGGCACUUCAAGGACCUCCAGGUCUGAGUGGUUGGAUGAAACCACCAGCCAGUGGAUCCAAGCACCAAAACUCACAUUUGAAAGGUCCAACUUUUCUACAAAGGUCAUUGAGGGAAAGCUGUUUGUCUUUGGAGGCUACAAUGGUCUCAGGACUGUGGAGACAGUUGAAUACUUUGAAGAAGAAGACCCAAAGGAAUCCUCAGAUGAGGAUGAGUUCUAUCAAGGUCUCUACAAGAACCAUUUGCUCUGUGAUGGCACCAUAGUGUCCAGUGAUGGCCACAGUUUCCCUGUACACAGGGCAUUUGUGCACCAUAAGAGUCCUUUUCUUGGCACUCUUUUUUUCAACCCACUUGGAGCAAAAGAAUUGGACCAAGUGAAACUGAAAGCUCUGGACUCAAAGGACUUGAUGGAGUGUCUGACCAUGGUUUACUCUUUACCCACACUGGGGAACCUGGAGAAUUGUUUGAGAUUAGCUGAUAAGUUCUUGAUUAAGCAAGUGAGAGUCAAGUGUGCCAAGAUGCUUGAAAGUCAGCUAAGUGCCAUGAACUGCAUCCAAACUUUUACUUUGGCCAGGAAGCACUUGCAUGAAUUCUAUAAGAUCUCAAAUGAGUGGAAGCAGUUCUCAGCCUCAGAUUUGGCAAAUCUUCUCAGCAGCAAGUGGCUGUACCUUCCUGAAGAGGUUCAAAUCUUGGACAUCAUUGCCAACUAUGUCCUUUCACAGCCAAAAGCCAAGCAGAUUGACUGUGGCAAGUGUCUGCUAACUGCUGUGCGUUUUGGCCUCAUUUGCCUCAACUUCAGUGGCAACCCUGAGAGGGUGGAUGCCCUCAAGUCUUUGUAUCCAUCCCUGAAGCUGUGGACAACUUGGAGACACCUUUUGAUGGAAGAGCUGAGUGGUUUCUCAAAUGAAUACAGCAGUCUUAGGCCUGGGUAUCUUCCAAGAAUGCCAAGAAAGGUGUUGGCCAACAGGUAUGGUGUUUUGACCAUUGGGGGCUGGUCCGGAGACAGGAGCACAAAUGCAACUGAAGCUUAUGACUGUGGUACAGACAAUUGGUUUCAGAGACCAUCCUACCAACUACCACAUACUCUUGCCUAUCAUGGUGUGGCAUCUUUGGGCACCAGAGUCUACAUAUUUGGUGGAUUUGAUGGGACCAACUAUUAUAACUCUGCCUACAUGCUGGAUGUCACCAAGUGCCAAUGGAAAGAGGUGGCUUGCAUGUCCAAGCUGAGAUACAGUGAACAACACAACCAAUGGAGUGCCAUUGCCAAAAUGCACAGACACAGGAGUGAUGCCACAGCAUGUGCUCAUCAAGGGAAAAUCUUUGUGGCUGGAGGCUUUGAUGGAGAGUCUAGCACUGACUCCGUGGAGUUCUAUGACCCUCAGAAAAACAUCUGGACUGUGGUUUCUGCCAUGACACUGCCAUCAAGAGUCUCUGGCUUAUGUCUGACUGUUUGGCAAGGUGCUUUGUGCACUUUGGGGGGCUUUGACUCUGACACCAGGCUCCAAAGUGUUUACAGGUGGAAUGAAGAUGCCCUGAGAUGGGAAUGGGAAGCCAUGAUGCUUUAUCCUAGGCAAGUUUUGAGCACACAAUAG
Molecule: messenger RNA, 3179 nt
Organism: Notodromas monacha
Lineage: Eukaryota; Metazoa; Arthropoda; Ostracoda; Podocopida; Cyprididae
Source: the annotation of a GenBank genome assembly